UGAAAUUUGCGCGCAGUUGGUAGUUUAAUUCGUACGUUUUCGCCGUGAACACUUUUUAUCAAAACUGAAUAUAACUACCGUAUCUAGUACCUACCUACCUUGUGUUUUUGGACUGUUUAUUUUUCUUGACCAAAAAAUAGUGAUAUGCAAUAGGUACCUGCCAUAAUUAGAUUUACGAAAUAAUUCAAAGUUCUAGGUACUCAUGAAUUUUGUGAAUCAUUUGCACUUCGUUCAGUUACCUAUAGCUUAGCAUUAGAAGUUGUCGAAGAAGCUUGCAUUAAUUUGAAAUAAUAAGUACCUACUUACCAAUUUUCAAACAUGCGUUUUACAUCAUUUUUGUUUUUAAUCUUAAGUUAUAUCUUGUUUCACUCGACUUACGAAGGAAAUGCUGCUGGAACAAUUGAUAAAAAUUCUGGUGGAGUUGUAUUCAAAGACAGAGACAGUAUUGCUACCAAAGCUGAGCAAAAAUGUCAAGCUUACAUUGUAGAAGCUUGCAAUAGAACUUUGAUGUUGAAUCCAAUUAGGAACCUUAUGAAAAAAGUAAACACCCCGGGACGUGUUCUGGUGAAGAGACAGUUGAAGCUGUUGAAUUCAACAAGUGAACUUCUGAAAAAAGUAAACACCCCGGCACGUGCUGUGUUGAGGGUAAAUAGACCGGAUGUAGUGGGAGGAAGAGAUUCUGUUGAUAAAGAAUAUCCACACAUGGCAUUGAUUGGAUUCGGUGACCAAUCGAACGUAAAGUGGCAAUGCGGUGGAUCCAUCAUUAGUGAACAAUAUAUUUUAAGUGCAGCCCAUUGUUCGACUACAUCAGAAUCUGAAGCUCGCUGGGUUAGACUUGGUGAAUUGGAUUUGAGCACGAAAAAAGAUAAUAUUGAUACUCGGGAUUAUUCAAUUUCGGAAAUAAUUACACAUCCUGAGUAUAAAUCUCCACUCAUGAAUCACGAUAUAGCACUUUUCAAACUCAACACUUCUGUCAAGUUCAAUUCUUACAUUAGACCAAUCUGCUUAAAUACGAGGCAAGAUUUGCAAUUUGACAAGGUCACCGCGACAGGUUGGGGAUCCACAGGAUAUGGUGAGAAAGAAAGCCCUAAAUUACAAACCGUCGAUUUUAAUGUGCAACAAAAUCAGAAAUGCGAAGAAGUCUAUAAAAAUAAUAAUCGACUAAAAAAUGGAUUCAAUGCGAGCACUAUGAUUUGCGCCGGAUAUCCUGCUGGAGGCAGAGAUACAUGUCAAGGAGAUUCCGGUGGACCUCUUCACGUGGAUUUGCCAAACGGAUGCUCAAGAAUUUAUUCACAAAUUGGUAUCACUUCAUUAGGAAUAGGCUGUGCUUUCCCGGAUACUCCUGCAGUGUAUACCAGAGUUUCAUUUUAUAUUCCAUGGAUAGAAAGCAUCGUUUGGAAGUAACUCAAAAGUUACUAUGCCUCUCCUCUACUCAUUGAAGGAAUAUUUAGUGGGAUUAAGGGCUCGAUAAAUUUUAAAGCGAGAAAGAUGAUUCAGAAAUAGUUAAGUACACUGAGAGGGUAGGCCAUUUUCUUAAUUUUAAAUUGCCUAUAAAAAGUUGAUCUCAAAAAUCAAAUUUCAUCCCUGCUUCAGCGAACCAUCCUUUUCAGUCCGAUUUUCACGAGGAACCCAUUCCCAUAUCACUGUCUUACACCACAAUGCCAAAUGGUGCCAAGUGCCUCACUCCUCUUCUCUUUUGCUUUGGUACAUUUUGAAUAUUUUAUGGCACUUUUCCUACUUAGAGUUGGUUUGGUCAAAAUCCCAGGUAAGUAGGUAUACUUAAUUUUUUUUUCAAUUCUGUCUAUAAAUAAAAAAAUAAUUAAUGUUCAAUAGAAAGUUUGGAAUAAUUUUAUAAAUAUAAUUGCGAGUCUUCAAGAUUUCACGGAGACCAUGAAAACUGAAAUUGUAUCUGUAUGGUAAAUAAAAAAUAUGUCUAGCAAAUCUGCUCAGAUGGGUGUUAUGAAGCGGAAGUAAAAGCAUACGAAUAAUUUAAAUUUUCUUUGCCGAUUUUCAACAUUUUAAGACACUAACCGAUUAAAUCUUAUUGCGAAUUCCUUCGUGAAGAUUAAAUUUCAGUCUAAAGGCAUUUGUAGUACUCUGUCGUGAUAAGUAAAGUAUUUUUCGAAUUUCUAGAGAAUUGAAACAAGCUGAAUGUCGUCAUUUUAAUUAAAACCAGAACUUUUUCUCGAAAUGCCUUUAGAAGCUUCUGAAUUAGAAUCGAAACUAAUCGAAUCAUUUAAUUCGCUAAAUAUUCGUGUUAAUUUGUUAUAAACCUUUUCGUUUAGAUCAAAAUGGUCGAAUCUUCACGUAACAGGUACCUAUACCUAACCCUAUGGUGGUUACUACGUAAUUUAGCCUACCUACUUUUUUAAGUUUUUAACUUUUUAUAUGUAUUCUAUGUAAUUUCAUACGACAUCUCAUGAAAUUAAUCUGCAAAAAUGAAUUUUCAGAACUUA
Molecule: messenger RNA, 2456 nt
Organism: Planococcus citri (citrus mealybug)
Lineage: Eukaryota; Metazoa; Arthropoda; Insecta; Hemiptera; Pseudococcidae
Product: serine protease snake-like
Exons: 7
Coding region: 319-1404 (361 amino acids)
Biological process (GO): proteolysis
Molecular function (GO): serine-type endopeptidase activity
Source: RefSeq, a predicted model, not a curated record